Molecule: messenger RNA, 222 nt
Organism: Penicillium angulare
Lineage: Eukaryota; Fungi; Ascomycota; Eurotiomycetes; Eurotiales; Aspergillaceae
Exons: 1
Coding region: 1-222 (73 amino acids)
Source: RefSeq, a predicted model, not a curated record
AUGCCAGGGUUACCAACAGCCCAGACCCCUGAUAAUAGCUCUUUGACAUUCUACAGUCGACCUGAAGGUUCAAAUCAACCCUGGUUCAGUUUCACCGAGUAUAUGCAACCGGAUAUUACUACUCUGAGCCAGGGAGCUGUUCCGUAUAAUAGGCUUGCACGCAGCAAGCCUUGGUCAUUGCCGCAGUUAGUGACUUCUUCGGUGCAACUGAACAAGAUUUGA